Molecule: messenger RNA, 2595 nt
Organism: Hirsutella rhossiliensis
Lineage: Eukaryota; Fungi; Ascomycota; Sordariomycetes; Hypocreales; Ophiocordycipitaceae
Exons: 1
Coding region: 1-2595 (864 amino acids)
Biological process (GO): regulation of DNA-templated transcription
Cellular component (GO): nucleus
Molecular function (GO): zinc ion binding; DNA-binding transcription factor activity, RNA polymerase II-specific
Source: RefSeq, a predicted model, not a curated record
AUGACUUCCAAACACCCAUUGAGGCGGUCCUGCGCCUUUUGCCGCGCCCGCAAGAUCAAGUGUUCCAACGAGACCAUCUGCGAGGCAUGCCGGAGGCAAGGAGCCGACUGCAUCUACGAUUUUGAACCGACCCGACCCAAGGCCCGGACCAUCAGCCAGGACAGCUCCCGGUCGGACCCGACGGGCCACGGUGGUGUUCCCGGCCUGCAUAGGCCUCGAUCGUCGACGUGCGAUUCGCUCAACGGCAGCCCCGACAGCGCCAUGGGCGACGACACGGCGCCAACGGAGGAUGUCGAGGACGUUGCCAAGGUCCUUGAGCAAAAGUUCUACGAAAACUUUUCUUCCGACGUCGGUCCGCGCUCCAGUCCGUGGCAGGAGAGGAUAUCGGCCUACCACCGCUCUCAGCAAGCCUCAGCCCGCGGCCGUCCGGCCACCGACACCGUGGCCGCCAAGCUCGCGGCAAAGAGCAUCAAGUACACGGGCAUCCUGUCUCUGCUGACGCACGACCUCGUCGGGCUCGUCUCGGACCAGUUCGGCUCUCUGGGCUGCCACCAUGUCGAAGAUGGCGGCGCUCGCUUCUUCCUUUCAGGCCUCGCCAGCGACGAGACGCAGACCAUGUUCGACAACGCCCCCCCGAGCGGCAACCCGCUCGCCGAGUACGGGCAACGGCAGCAACUGCAGCUCAUUGACGUUUGGUUCUCAACACACCCCCUCUCCUUCUUGGUCUCAAAGACGCUGCUGCUGCGCGAGAACCGCGAGAGCACCCACGACGAGGUCCUCCUGGCCACGAUGCUGGCCGAUGCCAACUUCACCAUCGGGGACGAGGUUUCCGUUGCCCGUGGCCACGUCCUGCUCCGCUGGGCCACCGCCCAGCUGCGCACCCGCCCCUUUAGAGCCGGCGCCAGCCAUGGCCAAAGCGGCGGCGGCGGCGUCUCGACUAGGGUCUUUGAUGGCAUCUCGACGGCCCAGGCGCUCAUGCUCCUGGGCUGGAACGCGCUGUGCUCCUUUCAGAUCCGCCGGGCCUGCUGCUACAUCGGUCUCGCAGGCCGCAUCGCCAGCGAGAUCAAGGAGCAGAUCUCGGGCACGGCGGUACCGGUCACGUCGAGCCGUAUCAACGGCAUCGACGUGUUCGACGUGGAAAAGGAGGUCGUCGCCUACCUCUACUGGACCACCUACUCGCUCAGCCUCUGGGCCUUUAUUCAAAUGGGUCACGGCCACUUCUCGGCAUUGUUGCCCACCUCGCUCACAUCCAUCUUCCUGCCCGUCACCGAGGCUUCGUCCGUCAUCAUCCAGCUCGACCUUGUGUCCGAGAACUUCAGCACCUUGCAGAGGCAAAAGGCCGUUAUCCGCGAGAUGUGGCCGCUGGCCCACAUUGCCAGCGUCGUCGCCUACAUCUUCGCCCUCUACCCCCAGGAGGCCGACGUGACCGACUCGCCCACAACCAGCUUCUGGCAGGAGGCGCCGCUGCUCGCUCUCCAGAGGAUCCAACAGGGCAAGCCGUCGCAGGGAAUUGCGUGCGUCUGCCGCGAGAUUAACCGCGUCUUGAUGGAAAGCAUCCACAUCCUCAACCGGCAGGUCACCGAGGUCUCGUCACGCAGCCUCGUCCUGCUCACUUACCACACCAUGGCCAUCAACUUCCUCUUCCCCCUUCUACCGCCCGGCCAGCGGGACGAGGGCAUCGCCGCCGACGUGCUCGAGCGCUUCUGCGCCUCGGCCCACGAGAUUAUGCAGAUCUUCGACCUGGUAUCGUCGGAGCAACCCCAGGAUCCCUUCGGCGUCACGCCCUCGCUUCGUGCCUCCUUCCCAGACGUCUUCUGCCUUGCCCUCGACACGUGUGCGCGUGCCUUGAGCCUUGUCGACACAAAGAAGAAGAUGGGCUGCCUCUUGGUGGAGGCACCCAUGGCACACGCCUACGAGGCCCGGCUCAAGGCCCUCGCCCAUGGGCUUUACGCCAUGAGCCAGGACGACUUCCUCAACCAGGGCCGCUCUCUUCGAAUGGUGCGCAAGCGCCUCAAGGCCUGCGUGCGGGCCCUCCACGGGUCCAGACCCGGGUCAAACUCCAGCUCGUCGGGCGUCCCCUCCCCGGACAACGCAAGAGCCUCUCUGCCGCACACUCCCAUCCACAGCCCGGCCGCCAUGAUGGCCAGGUCGGACUCGGAUCACAUGUCGACCUUUGUCUCGCCCAUGGAAACGACGGCGGCAACCACAACGCCGUCGACGUCGGUGCCGCCGUCGCUGCACUCAUCAGCGGGGGGCACGCCGGCCAGGAGCUCGAUGCCGUAUAGCCCCGCCGACAAGCCCGACUGGCACACGGCCGACGACCUCUUCCAUAGCAUGCUGGACCACAGUGCGCUGGGGGCGGCGGCCGCGGCAGGGGGCGCAGACCACUUCAGCGCGUCGGACUUGGUGGACCUGCAGCACGCCUGGUUUCCCCAGAUGCCGGGCGUCAUGGACCUGGACAUGUCGGGCUCCAUGCAGUGGGGCUGGCCCGAUGUCAGGGGCGUGGAUGUGACGACGACGACGGCCGCCGCCGCCUCCGACAUGGACUCUGUUCUCUACUACUUUGAGAACGGAUACAACAAGAGACCCUGCUGA